AUGGAGUUCGCCGCAAACUCUAUCAACAACAUAGAUGAUCUCGACGAGUGGCUCGCUGCUGUCCAGGCAGAGACGUCUGCGCAGCAACAACAACCUGACGCCGAGCUUCCAGCCUGGCUUGAAGAGGCCCUUCAGGAUCCGCAUUUCGAUGCAAUUGGCUCAACAAGCCGGUCUGAAUCCGUUCAUCACCAACAAGAAAGCAAAGGUGAAGAGCCCUCGGACGCAGCGGAGCGUAUCAGGCGCAAGAAUCGCCUUGCGCAGCAGCGAAGCCGAAAGCGCCGUAACGAUCGGAUCGCCGAGCUUGAAGCUCAAGUGAGCCAGCUUCGCGGACUGCUGACGCUUGAACGUCAGCGGAAUCGAGAUCAAGCGCAGCCCUCUGUCGCGCAACUUCGCAUUCAAGAUGCUGAGCAACUGCAGCUUCCGCCAAGCCCAGAUCGUGCUGGCCGCAACUCCAACUCAGAGUCCGCCCUCGUCGCCAAACAACUGGAGGGCUCGGCAACUAUGACCUCGCUCCUUGUUUCGCUUGCCGACGGCUCUUGGGAUGACCGCUUCUUUCGCCUGCUGGGCAAACAUUUUGGCAUGUCGGCUGCACCACACAGACAUGGCCAUGGUAGCAAGCUUUCUGUCUUUCAAAAUCGCCAAGCGGCCAUCUCGUGGCUCAUCUCGUUCACCGCCGAUUCGAACAAUUUUGCCAGGGCCGCAACCGCUCGGCAGGUCGGUGCACCCUCAGUCGUUGUCAUGCCCGAGCUUGUCCUCUACAAGGUUUGCCGAUUCUACUUUAGGUUGUUGCUGCCGUUUAGCACUUCUUACGGAAGCGGAAUGGUCAAUCUCAAUGCCGCCAAAGUCAUGAAGGAACCCGAGGCGAUUUUCGAUCAACGAGGGCAACAGACCCGCCCUACUUUAGGACAGGAUGGCUAUCUGCCCGAGAUCAUUAUGCCCACACACAUGCAGAGGAUGGUAGGCGCACACCCCAUCGAGAUUGCCGUCAUCCCAUUCGCUGCACUGCGUGACAGGUUGCUUUUGACCGUACUCACCAUGAACGGAAAGCCCAGCUUUGGCGUUGACACACCGAGCAACACGGUCACACCGGAUCCGGCAAAGGUCCACCAGUUCACCUACGAUGGGAAACCAAGCAGCGGCAAACCGUUCUCUACAGAUGUUCAAGCUGAUCACUCAGACAAGCAGAGCGCAUCGCACCAAGACCCGCUUUGUCCCGCUGCGCGCAAGUGGCUAGAUUCGUUCAUGGUCGACUUUGUCGCCUCGCUUCGCAUUUGGAAUGCCAGCGAUGAUUGCUUCAACAGCACAGCUUUCGAGCUGCGGCCAGAGUUCGUUGCCAAGUACAAACUCAUGCUCGAUGCUGACAUUGUCAAGACAAGCAACUUCUGGAGACGUAGUCGAGGAGAGCCUAGGUUGCCCCCUGGAUGA
Sporisorium graminicola is the source of this 1425-nucleotide messenger RNA. RefSeq lists its product as uncharacterized. The record is from RefSeq and is a predicted model, not a curated record. The transcript has 2 exons. Bases 1 to 1425 code for a protein of 474 amino acids. NCBI's taxonomy places the organism in Eukaryota, Fungi, Basidiomycota, Ustilaginomycetes, Ustilaginales, Ustilaginaceae. Gene Ontology annotation, molecular function: DNA-binding transcription factor activity. Gene Ontology annotation, biological process: regulation of DNA-templated transcription.